Molecule: messenger RNA, 414 nt
Organism: Triticum turgidum subsp. durum (durum wheat)
Lineage: Eukaryota; Viridiplantae; Streptophyta; Magnoliopsida; Poales; Poaceae
Source: the annotation of a GenBank genome assembly
AUGAAAAAGCAAUUUACUAUGCUUCAGUCAUGGCAUGUGUGUACACCAAGACCUGUUGCAUCAAAGCUUUUUGCGGAUACACCUUUUCUUACAGGACAACUCGUGUGCUUGAUGCAUCCCUUGGUUCUUGGAGGAACAUGUGCUAUUCCUGGUGCUUUUGGUCGUGGAAAAACUGUUAUUAGUCAGGCACUUUCCAAGUACUCCAGUUCUGAAGCUGUGGUUUAUGUGAGAUGUGGUGAAAGGACAAAUGAGAUGGCUGGAGUUCUCAUGGACUUGCCCCAAUUGACAAUGACGUUGCUCAACGGACGUGAAGAGUUUGUCAUGAAGAGAACAACAUUGGUUUCUAACGCGUCUAACAUGCUCAUCGCUGCUCAUGAAGCCUCCAUUUAUACAGGUAAAGGUGUAAUGCCUUGA